This is a messenger RNA of Aspergillus campestris IBT 28561, 1116 nucleotides long. RefSeq lists its product as uncharacterized. The transcript has a single exon. The record is from RefSeq and is a predicted model, not a curated record. Lineage: Eukaryota; Fungi; Ascomycota; Eurotiomycetes; Eurotiales; Aspergillaceae. The annotation marks the transcript as partial.
CAACCCACCAUGACUGAUUACCGUUUGCCUUUUCGUCACAAUGCGGCCCCGGCUCGGAAACCCGUGCCGGGCUCAUCUUCCGGGUAUCCCGGGCCCGCCUAUGACCCUCAACAACAUCAACCACCACAACAGCUGUCCCCCCUUCCCACGGCCGCCUCCCUCGCCCAUAGUCGCAACCGGACCUCCUCAUCCCAUGUGCUGCCCUACAUGGCCCAGCAGCAGCAGCAGCAGCAGCAAUAUAUGGGUAGUGGUCCCUCGCCGCUUCCCACCAUGACCUCCCCCCUCCACUACCCGCCCUCGCGGCGCUUAUCGAGCGCCACCACCUCCAGCAACUCCACCGGCAACCCCGCCGCCCCCUUCUCCGACAUCCAUCGGAGUGCCUCGUCCCGGUCCACCCAGGGCCAGCUCGGCUACGUGGCCUUGAUGCGCCGGCAGAAGGCCACCGUCUGGUGCGACCGCUCGCAGCCCGAGGAUCCCCGCCUCCGCGCCCAGAAGGUGGCGGACAAGAAGCGAGCCUAUCUGGAAGUCCACGGCGCAGGCGCCGGACGCAAGGGACCGCUCGCCGGGGGCAAGAGCAAGCACGGCGCCAAGGGGGCCGCCGACUUCUCCGCCUCGACGCUCGUGGGCGCCAAGGUGCCGGUCCGCCUCAGCGCCAACGAGAUCGGCGACGCCGAGGAUGACGCCCGCAGCGACUCGGGUUUCCCCUACCGUCGCACGGGCAGCGGUCGCAGCUCGAUCGGGAGCGCCCACCGCUACCCCAGCGGCUACCAGCGGGCCACCCCGCAGGGCACCAUGGGGAGCAACGGCACGCCUCCGAACGAGAAGACCGACCUGCCCGAGGUGACGGAGCAUCCGCCCGCCGAGAGUCACGCCGACGACGAUAAGGCGGACACGGGCUCCCUACGGGACGACACCGGUACCCUGCACAGCCGCGGCAGCGAGCGCGAGAACAGUUUCGGCAGCGUGGGCGACAUGACGGCCCCGAGUGCGGCCCAUACCGCCGUCCAUAAGGUCAACAAGGCCGACGAACUACGGCGUCGGGGCAGCGUGGAUGACCGUACUACAUCUAUGACCAACGUGCGCCUCUUCGUCGCCAAUCCGGACUUGAGCGAUUAG